Messenger RNA from Electrophorus electricus (electric eel), 2695 nucleotides. It is a transcript of the gene fam111a.2, whose product is annotated as family with sequence similarity 111.2. Lineage: Eukaryota; Metazoa; Chordata; Actinopteri; Gymnotiformes; Gymnotidae. Gene Ontology annotation, cellular component: chromatin; nucleus. Gene Ontology annotation, biological process: DNA replication. The record is from RefSeq and is a predicted model, not a curated record.
UGCAAAGUAAAGUGUAGAUCACCUUAUUUCCGUCAUUACAGGCAACUGGACGUGUUACAAAUUCAGGCACUAAUUCUUGGACAUCAGCUAUCAUCAACUGAGCAGAAGAUGGAAAAUUUCUGUAAGCAGGAGGCAGAUGAGACACGGCUAGGAAAGGAUGCUGCCCUGAUGAAACCUGAAAAUGAUGGACAUGUUUUCAAGUUCUAUUAUGAACCAAAAACAUAUGUAUUAACCUGUAAGACAUCUAUGACUGUACUGGAGGCUCUUUUAAAAAACUCAUCUUUUAAACAGUUUUAUGAUAAAAAUGAGCAGAAGUAUGUGGUGAUCCGUAGAGAGGAAACACCCAGAGGAGCUGUGACCUCAGACUUCCCCUGCUGUCUGAUUAAUGAGAAUGAGGUUCUGGACAUAACCUUCAUUAAAACAGACAAAAACAGCAGUACAACAAACCAAACCACUAUCACCCAGUCACUUAUGAGUAACCCUCACAACUUUGUUACCUUUAACAUCAAAACAAAAGGUGGCAAAGGUAUAAAAAAACUGAUGAAAAUCAAGGAACUGAAAAGGCAAGAGGUAGAAUAUGUUUGUGUAUAUGCCAUCAAAGGAGAAAAGCUGAGCAAAGCUCUUAAGCGUGAUGGGAGGUUUGUCAUAUAUAAUAAGCGCUGUGCUCUCUCUGACCAGGACAAUAAGGACAUCACCAACAUGUCAAACACUGUCGACCAUCUGCAUGGAAAACAUUUCCAGGUUAUUGUUCUAGACAACCAGCCACCUAGUCAGAAUUCUAGUCAAGAGAUUGACCCAGUGAAGAAUGAACCUUGUGACGUGUCUGAAAAUCCUAAUAGUACUCAGUCAGAAAAUGUAGGUGCUGUUAGCACUCAAGAGCAGAUUCGUCCGCUGAAAGAGGAGAGAUCAAACGUAACCCAAAUCCAAGUUCAGAAAAUCCCAGGCACAGAAGAGAUCCUGAAUCUUCUGCGAGAUCAGUUCAAAGGUUUGUUGGAGAAGCUGAAAGAGCGAGAGGGGCUCAGAAAUCCUGCUGAGGUGCAGAGGUUCUACAGACAGGAGUACGACAAAAGCGCCCAGAGUUUCACUGAGAUAAAGAGAGUAAAACAGUUAAUGAAACUGUCUGACUCUGUCUGCAAGAUCAAGGUGGAAGGAUCUGAAAGAGGAACUGGAUUUCUGCUGUUUGACAGGUUCAUCCUCACUAAUGCACAUGUUGUUGGGUUCAUUAACCCAAUGACUCAAAAGCUGGCAAACAGCAUAACUGCUGUAUUUGAGGAUUUGGACACAGAGGAGAGAAUGGACACAGAGGAGAGAAUGGACACAGAGGAGAGAACACCAGUGGAGAAGAGAAUACCAGAGAAGAAGAGAAUACCAGAGAAGAGAAUACCAGUGGAACUACCAGUGAAUAAGACCCUAGUUUCCUACUAUUAUGGGAAGAAUGACAUGGGGCUGCAUCUGGACUUUGCACUGCUGGAACUGAGCAGUGAAGCAAAACUUCCUGAUUGUCCUGAGUUGCUUAGCAGUUAUAGUGCCACUCCCUCUAGGGGUGGGAUCUGCAUAGUUGGACACCCUGGAUGCGGAAUUAAGAGAAUGGACCCCUGUUUCAUAAUUCCAAAAGAGGAUGUUCAUUCUUCUGCAGACAGACAUGUUGCUGAGAACAAAGACUGCAUUCAUGUCAUAACACAGCAGUGUCUUAAAGAGAAGUUGAAAGUUCAAGCUUCCCAGAUCAGUUAUGAUUCCUGUUUCUUCCAUGGAUCAUCUGGCUCUCCAGUCUUUGAUGAGUUCUGCCAUCUGAUUGGUGUUCACACUGGUGGCUAUGUUUACGAAGGAGCAGGAGGGAAGAUGAGGAGUAUGAUGGAGUAUGCCUUCCCCAUGCUGCCCAUUCUGGUGUGUAUCAUCACACAGUGCAGGCAGUCAGGAAGAUCUGAUGUUAUUCAACACUUUGAGUCUCAGAAAAACACGAAAUAUGUGCUUUGUUUGGCAAAUAAACAGAAUCAAGUCAUUUAGUCAGACAGUAAUGAGGCUUGUUAAUCGGCAGUUUACCAUAUGUUGUAGUACCUUCUCUCCGAUUACAAUUUCUUACUACAGGAAGGUCCCAUGAAAGGCAACAAGAAUCAACUCUCUUUCACUUGCUGACAGUUCUGAGUUCCCUUUGAGUCUGAGAAUAACAUGAAAUAUGUGCUUCAUGUGGUGAAUAAACAGAAUCAGGUCAGUUAGUCAGACAGUAAUGAGGUUUGUUAAUCGGCAGUUUUUCAGCCAGUAAUGAGGUCAGUUAAUCAGGCAUAAGGAGGUCCAUUAAUCAGGUCGGUUAAUCACUGAUGACCAGUAAAUGAUGUCAAACACCUUUCAACACACUCCACAUCAUUUUAGUGUUUCCAGUCUGACAAGAACUAAAUCUUUUUUUUCUGAUUGAUGGUCUCUGCUUUCUUGACGUCUUUAUCCAUUUUACCUACCAAUCUAUAUAUUUGAUUUAUUUCUACGUCAUCAUUCUACAGCAGCAUCUCCCAACCGCUGCACUCAGCACUCUUAACAACUGAUGCACAUGUAAGGUUCCCGAGUAUGACUAUGACUGUGUGUGUGUUGUGAGUGUGGUGGAAAUGUCUUUGUUGUAUUGUGUACAACCAACUGUGCGGGGUGAGCUACUGUAACCAAGAACAAAUUCCUUGUAUGUGUGAGCACACUUGGCCAAUAAAGCCUG